Seminavis robusta is the source of this 738-nucleotide messenger RNA. NCBI's taxonomy places the organism in Eukaryota, Bacillariophyta, Bacillariophyceae, Naviculales, Naviculaceae. The record is from the annotation of a GenBank genome assembly.
AUGGCCAAUCUCUGGCUGGACAGCUUUUGUCUUCUCGUUUAUGCUGCUCGAUUGUAUGUUACAGGUACGGUAGGGCUCCAAUGCCAGGAAGGAGGGCAAAUCGAUGCAAUCGAACAACCAGAGAGUAGUGUUGCCAAUGGAUGCAAUCUGAACAACCGCAUUCAAGAGCCUCCUCCCUCCUCAUUUAUUUCGGCACUGGGCACGAAAGCCGUCAAACCUCCUCAGCUACAGAAGAUGGCCGACAAGAACGCCAAAAUCAACGCCAAAAUGGCACGAGUGUGCCCCGAACUGGCUUCAGAGUAUGCCAGAUACCCGCUGCAAAUGAAGUCUUGGGUGAGCCCGGAUGCCAUGGGUCCCAACAAAAAUCCGUGUUGGAUCUCGGCUCCUCGAGGCACCACAGAACGAAAGGACGACUAUGCCUUUGGAGCGGGCAAGAAGGGUUGGGGCUAUUACCACUUGCUGACACGAGAUUCCUACACGAUACUCUAUGCUCGGUUGACCAAUGAAAUGCCGGGUUGUUGCUGUGCCUUCUCGGCGGAAGCAAGACGACAAAUGUCAGAUUGGGACGAUGUCAAGACCAUUGUGUACAACCGAAGUGUAGCCACUAUCCCGGACGAUGCACAAGCCAAGAAGGAUGCCAUUCGACUUGCUCAAGGUGUGGCACAGGCGCAUUAUCACGAAGGGCAAAACUUUCAGCUGGCCGUGGGAGUCGCUACUACUGCCGCCACUGGGUUUUGA